Molecule: messenger RNA, 2871 nt
Organism: Fonsecaea nubica
Lineage: Eukaryota; Fungi; Ascomycota; Eurotiomycetes; Chaetothyriales; Herpotrichiellaceae
Exons: 2
Coding region: 1-2871 (956 amino acids)
Biological process (GO): mitotic spindle organization; microtubule polymerization; establishment or maintenance of microtubule cytoskeleton polarity
Cellular component (GO): centrosome; microtubule plus-end; kinetochore
Molecular function (GO): microtubule plus end polymerase activity; microtubule plus-end binding
Source: RefSeq, a predicted model, not a curated record
AUGGCUGAGCAAGAGGAAGAUUUCUCGCAACUGCCCUUGGUCGACAGAUUCGUGCACAAGAAUUGGAAAGCCCGCAAGGGGGGAUAUGAGGCUGCCGUAAAAGUGUUUGAAAUCACACCUGACGAGUCGGACCCCGCCUUUCGACCAUUUUUACAAGAUCCGAGUCUCUGGAAGUCUGCUGCGGGCGAUUCCAACGUCGCCGCUCAACAAGAUGGACUGGCUGCACUGUGCGCAUUCCUCAAGUAUGGUGGUCAACAAGCUGCCGUCCGGUCACGAAACUUCACCCUACAGGCGCUAUACGAGAAGGGAUUGUCAUCCACGAGGCCUCAGGCCAAAGCGAAUGCGCUGGAGGCUAUCCUGCUGUACGUCGAGCUGGACAAGUCCGACCCUGUGAUUGAAGAACUAUUGCCCGCCCUAUCCCAUAAGCAACCAAAGAUCAUAGCAGCAACUCUCAACGCACUCACCUCCAUCUUCCACAACUACGGCGUUAAGAUCGUCGAACCCAAACCUGUGUUGAAGGUGUUACCCAAGGUGUUUGGUCAUGCGGAUAAGAAUGUCAGAGCAGAAGCACAAAACCUGGCUGUCGAGUUGUACCGCUGGCUCAAGGAGGCGAUCAAGGUCACAUUCUGGGGCGAAUUGAAGCCGGUUCAGCAACAAGACCUGGAAAAGCUGUUUGAGAAAGUCAAAGAAGAGCCACCACCGAAGCAGGAACGCCUCACAAGGUCACAGCAAGCCGCUUUGGCGACAGCAGCUCCAGCAGCCAGCGGUGGCGACGAUGAGUAUGGUGAAGUGGCCGAAGAAGAAGAGGAACCUGAAGUGAAUGCUUUCGACUUUGCAGAACCGGUCGACGUCUAUUCGAAGAUCCCCUCCGAUUUCCACGAAAUGGUAGGCUCGACCAAGUGGAAGGAACGCAAAGAUGCCCUUGAUGCGCUCUUUGCUAUUCUGAACACUACAAAAAUAAAAGAGGCGCCCUUUGAUGAUCUGGUCCGUGUGUUCGCAAAGUGUAUGAAGGAUGCCAACAUUGCUGUCGUGACGGUGGCCGCCAACUGCGUCGAGAAGUUGGCCUUGGGUCUUAGGAAGUCCUUUGCCAGAUACAGAUCGACAAUAAUGUCCCCAAUGAUGGAGAGAUUCAAAGAAAAGAAGCAGACCGUGGCGGAUGCUCUGGGAGCUGCGCUGGACGCCGUCUUUGCUGCAACUUCUCUCACCGACUGCCUUGAGGAUAUUCUGGGAUUUUUACCUAACAAAAACCCCAACGUCAAAGGCGAAACAAUCAAGUUUCUCGUCAGAUGCCUGCGGACUACCCGAGAUGUGCCUUCCAAAGAGGAGCAAAAACGCAUUGCCGACGCAGCCACGAAGCUCCUCACAGAGUCAACCGAAAGCAUCAGAUCCGGUGGUGCUGAAAUUCUCGGAACACUCAUGAAGAUCAUCGGUGAGCGUGCGAUGAAUCCUUAUCUAGAGGGACUAGACGACAUCCGAAAAUCCAAGAUCAAGGAGUACUUUGAGACUGCCGAAGUCAAAGCGAAAGAAAAGCCGAAGCCUGCUCCCGCGCCCGCUAAGGCGACCUCCGCCGUGGGUAAGAAAGUUGUGGGAGGUUCGAAGAAACCUGCACCUGGUGGGAGAAAGCCAGCGCCAGUAGCCGCACCUGCUCUGGUCGAGGAUGCCACACCUCUACAACCCAAACCUACGGCCAAAGCGCUUCCCAAACCAGGCGGACUUGCUCGACCAGGUCUAGCACAGCCUGCUGGUCUCAAACUUGGUGGGCUCAAGAAACCUGCUCCUGGUGGUCUUUCGGUUGGUGCCGGAAGUCCGCAGCGACGAGUCAUCUCACCACCAGUGAGCACAGAUGGCGACGAGGAGACAGCAGCGGCAGCAGUGCCAUCCCCUUCCAAGUUUGGCAUGGGCCGAGGUGGACUCGCUGGGCGCUCGUUGGCCAGACCGACUGCCGCUCCACUUUCGCCUCCGUCGACAACAUCAGCCUCAAACGCCCUUUCAGUAGUGGAGCGGGCAGAACUAGAAGAACUACGCGCUGAGAAAGAACGACUUGCAGGCUUGAAUGACAGUCUUCGAAGCAGCAAUGCCAAACUCACGGCCGAAAUAUCAGAACUUCAAAAUCAGAAUGCACAGCUGAUUGAGGAUCAUACACGCGACGUUUUGCAGAUAAAAGCCAAAGAGACACAGCUGGUCCGGGCGCGAGGCGAAUGUGAUGUUCUGAAAGCAGAGAUUGAAAGUAUCCGGAAAGAAAGCGAGCGGUAUAAGCGAGAGGUGUCCCGACUUGGGCGUGAGAGUAUUGGUCGAGAACGAGAGGACAUGAUUCGUGGACGUGCACUUGACGAAGCCUCCAAUUUUGGCGGCGACAGUGGAGCUGGGGCCAUAUACGAAGACUCUUCGUUGAACAAUCGAUACCAGGCGAACGGAAAUGUUCAUGCAGCGCGACCUACCAGCACGGCUUUACAUCGGACCGGAAGCUCAGCCAGCACACAGAGUGGUCGUGCACAGUCGCAAGCCAGCAGCGCGAAACCCAGACCGCAGAGUGGAUACACAUCUCAUGGUAACCGUCUCGAUCUCAGUCCCAGCGAAGAAAAAGAGAACAAUGGGCUUGGAAUCGACACAUUGGGCGGAACAAGAAGAAAAAUCAGCCCUCCCAUGGUGUCAAAUGGAGCUAGCGGAAGAAUGAGUCCACAGCGAUCCGGGUAUACACCUGCAUACUCUAUGAGCAGAGAAGCUAGUGACUCUGGACUUUCGACAGGGGCUGGACCUAGGGAGUCUGGAAAUAGGCCGGAGGAGAAUUGGAAGCGAGCAGCGGAAGUGACGAGCCAGUUGAAGGCGAGGAUUGAAGCUAUGAAGGCACGACAGGGCUUGUCACGGCAUUGA